AUGGACCGACGGAAGCUCGUACUUGUGACGGGUGCCAACACUGGCCUUGGUUUUCAAAUUGCUAAAGCUAUUUGCGGCUCUGACAAAGGGUAUGAGGUCUUGGUCGGAGGUAGAUCCCUUCAAAAGGCGGAGCAUGCCGUCAAGAACCUCAAGGAACAGUUUCCUUCCAGCGAUCUUCAUGCAAUUCAACUUGAUAUUGAAGAUGAUGUCUCAAUUACCUCUGUAUUUGAAUAUAUCAAGGCCAAGUACGGGAAGCUUGAUGCCCUUAUCAACAAUGCAGGUGCCCAACUGGAUCAGCAGCUAACUGCUGGUAAGAUGUCAGCUAGAGAAAUGUGGAAUAAGACCUAUGAUGUCAACGUCACCGGAACCCAUAUCUUGACUUGGACCUUGGCCCCAUUGCUUCUUGAAUCCAGCGACCCCCGCCUCAUGUUCAUCGCCAGCGGUACAUCCUCUCUUACCGGAUCCGAGAAUCCCGAUUUUCCCGUCAAUAAGUCGCCCAGCAAAGGCUGGCCUAAAGCCUUGAAUAACUUCCAUUUGCCCGCAUAUCGAAGCAGCAAGACUGCAAUGAACAUGAUGAUGAGGGAGUGGUUCCGGCUUCUUGGGCAGGAUGGAGUCAAAGUAUGGGCCAUCAGCCCUGGAUACCUGGCAACCGGCCUCGGUGUUGGCCAAGAGCAGAACAAAACACAAGGGGCAAUUGAUCCUGCUAUCGGAGCUGCGAUUGUCCGAGAUGUCUUGGAGGGGCUAAGGGAUAAGGAGGUUGGCAAGGUUGUGUCAAAGCAAGGCGUCCAGGGUUGGUAG
Fusarium tjaetaba is the source of this 798-nucleotide messenger RNA. Its product is annotated as short-chain alcohol dehydrogenase. The coding region runs from base 1 to 798 and encodes 265 amino acids. NCBI's taxonomy places the organism in Eukaryota, Fungi, Ascomycota, Sordariomycetes, Hypocreales, Nectriaceae. The transcript is spliced from 3 exons. The record is from RefSeq and is a predicted model, not a curated record.